Messenger RNA from Megalops cyprinoides (Indo-Pacific tarpon), 2031 nucleotides. RefSeq names its product serine/threonine-protein kinase PLK2-like. NCBI's taxonomy places the organism in Eukaryota, Metazoa, Chordata, Actinopteri, Elopiformes, Megalopidae. Gene Ontology annotation, cellular component: centrosome; cytoplasm; nucleus. The transcript is spliced from 14 exons. The record is from RefSeq and is a predicted model, not a curated record. Gene Ontology annotation, biological process: protein phosphorylation; mitotic cell cycle; regulation of cytokinesis. Gene Ontology annotation, molecular function: protein binding; protein serine/threonine kinase activity; ATP binding. Bases 27 to 2006 code for a protein of 659 amino acids.
UCUGUGUAAAGGGAGAGAGGAUUGGAAUGGAUAUACUCAGGACUAUCGCUUAUCAGCCUACCAACAACAAUAAAAUGUGCGAGCACACCCUCAACAAAUCCUGUGAGAUUAAAAGGAAGAAAUCUGAGGACAACACACAAGUACCUCCUGAGAUGUCGCGGAUCAUUACAGACUCCACAACGGGGAAAUGCUAUUGCCGAGGAAAAGUGCUUGGAAAGGGAGGUUUUGCCAAAUGUUACGAAUUUACGGACUUGGCGACCAAUAAAGUGUAUGCUGCGAAAAUUAUUCCUCACACACGCGUGUCCAAGCCGCACCAAAGGGAAAAGAUUGACAGAGAAAUAGAACUGCACAGAGUUCUUCACCACAAACACAUCGUACACUUCUACCAUCACUUCGAGGAUAAAGACAACAUUUACAUCCUACUAGAAUACUGCAGCAGAAGGUCCUUGGCGCACAUUUUGAAGGCACGCAAAGUGCUCACGGAGCCAGAGGUGAGGUACUACCUCAGACAGAUUGUGUCGGGAAUAAAGUACCUCCACGAGCAAGAGAUCCUGCACAGAGACCUGAAACUUGGCAACUUCUUUAUCAACGAAUCAAUGGAGCUGAAAGUGGGGGACUUUGGUCUGGCCGCAAAGCUGGAACCGCUAGAGAACAGGAGGAGGACAAUCUGCGGGACGCCCAACUACCUGUCCCCUGAGGUCUUGAACAAGCAGGGGCACGGGUGCGAGUCAGACGUUUGGGCGCUUGGCUGCGUCAUGUACACCAUGCUCCUUGGGAGGCCCCCUUUUGAGACCACCAACCUGAAGGAGACGUACAGGUGCAUCCGGGAGGCCCGGUACUCCAUGCCCUCCUCUCUGUCCCCGCCGGCCAAGCUGCUGAUCGCCAGCAUGCUGUCCAAAAGCCCAGAGGACCGGCCCGGCCUGGAGGAUAUCCUGAGGCACGACUUCUUCACCCAGGGCUUCACGCCUGACCGCCUGUCUGCAAGCUGUUGUCACUCGGCCCCAGACUUCCACCUCUCCAGCCCUGCCAAGAACUUCUUCAAGAAGGCAGCGGCUGCCCUGUUUGGGGGCAAGAAGGACAAGGCCAAGUACUACGAGAACCUAAAUAAACUAACCAAAGAGGAAGAGGAAAUCUACAAGCUCAGUCACGACCUGAGGAAGAUGUCCAUCAGCCAGCAGCCUUGCAAGCAGCCAUCUGAGGAUGCUAAGCCCCCAGUUGCUCCCGCCGGGAAGCCAGUUGUUCUGGUGAAGGAGAACAACAAGCAGCAGAUAAGAGACACCAUCCGGAUGAUCGUGCGGGGCACCCUCGGCAGCUGCAGCAGCAGCAGUGAAUGUCUUGAAGACAGCACCAUGGGCAGUGUGGCUGACACUGUCACCAGAGUCCUCAGGGGCUGCCUUGAGAACAUGCCAGAAGCCAGCGACAUUCCGAAAGAGAACGUAAGCAGCAGCUUCCAGUGGGUGACUAAAUGGGUGGACUACUCCAACAAGUACGGCUUCGGGUACCAGCUUUCGGACCACAUCGUGGGUGUGCUCUUCAACAACGGCACCCACAUGAGCCUGCUCUCCGACAAGAAGACAGUGCACUACUACGCUGAGCUGGGCCAGUGCUCCAUCUUCUCCACGUCGGACGCCCCCGAGCAGUUCAUCAGCCAGGUCACCAUCCUCAAGUACUUUGCGCACUACAUGGAGGAGAACCUGAUGGAUGGCGGCGAUUUGCCAAGUGUUGCCGACACCCGCAAGCCGAGGCUCUACCUCCUGCAGUGGCUCAAGUCUGACCGCGCUUUGAUGAUGCUCUUCAAUGAUGGCACGUUCCAGGUGAACUUCUACCAUGACCACACCAAGAUCAUCCUGUGCAACCAGAGCGAGGAGUACCUGCUGACAUACAUCAACGAGGACCGCGUCUCCACCACCCUCAGACUGAGCACCCUGCUGAUGUCAGGCUGCUCCGCUGACCUACGCAACAGGAUGGAGUACGCCCUCAACAUGCUCCUUCAGAGGUGCAACUGAAGCACAUGUACGGGGUGGGGGGGUG